This is a messenger RNA of Capra hircus (goat), 2477 nucleotides long. RefSeq names its product arylsulfatase family member I (gene ARSI). Lineage: Eukaryota; Metazoa; Chordata; Mammalia; Artiodactyla; Bovidae. Bases 575 to 2299 code for a protein of 574 amino acids. The record is from RefSeq and is a predicted model, not a curated record. The transcript has 2 exons.
ACUUUUUCUCAUUCUCUCCCGCGGUGUCCCCCACAGACCCGCCCAACCCGUGCCUCCCUCCCCUCUUCUCUUCUGGGGUCCUGCCCACCUCCCUAAGGGGAGCCGACAGUUCUCCCGACUCCGGGCGGGGCGAGAGGCCGGGCCGGGGGCUGGAGGGUCGGGAGGAGGAGAAAGGGAACGCAGAGGCGAGAGAAAUUAGGAGGCGGGAGAAAUCAAGGGCUACAACGAAGAGGGGAGUCAGAGGAUGGUCGAGAGCACUUUUUGGGAGCCGCCACACCGUGUCUCAGGCUGGCCUGGCUGAACUAGGGGAGAGGGACACGAGCGGCGCAGGGCGGGCGCUGGGGCGGCGGGAGACUGCGCGGGCCUGACCUCCUCAGAGCGCCCCGCUGCGGCCGCGCAGGUUCGGCCUCGUCGUCCAGCCAGUCCCGGACCGACCGCUGGGUCGCCCCCAGGGGACGCUGAGCGCUCUAGCAGCGUCCGGGCCAGUCGGCCGGCGGGCGUGCGGGCCGUGCGCCCUGGGCGCGCGAGGCGGUGAGGCCCUGGGAGCGCUGCGCGCCGGGACGCACGGGCCGGCAUGGCGAUGCACGCCCUUACCGGCUUCUCUCUAGUUAGCCUGCUCGGCUUCGGCUACCUGUCCUGGGACUGGGCCAAGCCGAGCCUGGUGGCCGACGCGCCCGCGGAGGCUGGCGUGGAGCACCCCUCGGCUGCUCCACCGCAGCCUCCCCACAUCAUAUUCAUCCUCACCGACGACCAGGGCUACCACGACGUGGGCUACCAUGGCUCAGAUAUCGAAACCCCUACUCUGGACCGCCUGGCAGCCGAGGGUGUCAAGUUGGAGAAUUAUUAUAUCCAGCCCAUCUGCACACCUUCACGGAGCCAACUUCUCACCGGCAGAUACCAGAUCCACACAGGACUUCAGCACUCCAUCAUCCGCCCUCGGCAGCCCAACUGUCUGCCCCUGGACCAGGUGACACUGCCUCAGAAGCUUCAGGAGCUGGGCUACUCUACCCACAUGGUGGGCAAGUGGCACCUGGGCUUCUACCGGAAGGAGUGCCUGCCCACGCGCCGGGGCUUUGACACCUUCCUGGGCUCGCUCACAGGCAACGUGGACUACUACACCUAUGACAACUGUGAUGGCCCAGGGGUGUGCGGCUUCGACCUGCACGAGGGUGAGAAUGUGGCCUGGGGGCUCAGCGGCCAAUACUCCACUCUGCUCUACGCCCAGCGCGUCAGCCACAUCCUAGCCAGCCACAGCCCCCGGCAGCCCCUCUUCCUCUAUGUGGCCUUCCAGGCGGUCCACACGCCUCUGCAGUCCCCGCGCGAGUACCUGUACCGCUACCGCACCAUGGGCAAUGUGGCGCGGAGGAAGUACGCGGCCAUGGUGACCUGCAUGGAUGAGGCCGUGCGCAACAUCACCUGGGCCCUCAAGCGCCAUGGUUUCUACAACAACAGUGUCAUCAUCUUCUCCAGUGACAACGGCGGCCAGACCUUCUCGGGGGGCAGCAACUGGCCGCUGCGAGGACGCAAGGGCACUUACUGGGAAGGGGGUGUGCGGGGCCUGGGCUUUGUCCAUAGCCCCCUACUCAAGAGAAAGCGACGGACAAGCCGGGCACUGGUGCACAUCACUGACUGGUACCCGACUCUGGUGGCUCUGGCAGGGGGCACUGCCUCGGCAGCUGAUGGGCUGGAUGGCUAUGACGUGUGGCCAGCCAUCAGUGAGGGCCGGGCCUCACCGCGCACGGAGAUUCUGCACAACAUUGACCCACUCUACAACCAUGCCCGGCACGGCUCCCUGGAGGGCGGCUUCGGCAUCUGGAAUACCGCCGUGCAGGCUGCCAUCCGCGUGGGUGAGUGGAAGCUGCUGACGGGAGACCCCGGCUAUGGCGACUGGAUCCCACCCCAGACGCUGGCCGCCUUCCCUGGCAGUUGGUGGAACCUGGAGAGGAUGGCCAGUGCCCGCCAGGCCGUGUGGCUGUUCAACAUCAGUGCUGACCCCUACGAACGGGAGGACCUCGCUGGCCAGCGGCCAGAUGUGGUCCGAGCCCUGCUGGCCCGCUUGGUGGACUAUAACCGCACAGCUAUCCCUGUGCGAUACCCAGCUGAGAAUCCCCGGGCCCAUCCUGACUUUAAUGGGGGUGCAUGGGGGCCUUGGGCCAGUGAUGAGGAAGAAGAUGAAGAAGAGGAGGAAGGCAGGGCUCGAAGCCAGUCCAGGGGGCGACGCAAGAAAAAAUGCAAGAUUUGCAAGCUGAGAUCCUUUUUCCGUAAACUCAACACCAGACUGAUGUCCCAUCGGAUCUGAUGGGUGGGGCUGAGAUACUUUCCCAUGCAAGCUGGCCCUGUUCCUCACCAGGGAGGGGCUUCCAGUCAAGUCCUCCUCUUCAGGGAAAUGGGGGCCAUACAGUCUCUCAGUUGAAGGGUGGGUAGCUUGGUUUGGGGCUUGGGGGAGAAUAAACAAGACUGGGAUGCCCGGGGUCCCA